Bursaphelenchus okinawaensis is the source of this 2072-nucleotide messenger RNA. Lineage: Eukaryota; Metazoa; Nematoda; Chromadorea; Rhabditida; Aphelenchoididae. The record is from the annotation of a GenBank genome assembly.
AUGGCUCCGCCGGCCAUGGCUCCACAAGUAUUAACCACGACUGGCGGAGUGUUAGCACCAACUCAAAUUCGACCAGUACCACCACCAGCACCACUAAGAGAGACAAAAGGAGCGUCUAGAGUGAAUUUACAUUCGGCUAGCCAACUUCCACCUCAAAAGUACCCACUAAGGAUAGUACUGUUGGGUCUGGGUGGGGUUGGGAAGAGUGCUAUUACUAUUCAGUUUGUACAGGUGGGUACCUAUGUUAUUACAUUAUUAUAUUAUAUGAUAGUAAUAUCCUUAAGACAAAGUAAUUUAAGAUUAUUUAAAGUUAUGGUGAGGGUUACAGUAAGAAUAAUAGGUUACGGCAUUCCAAGGUAAAAUUAGGACAGGGUAGAACCAGGUGAAGACAAUUCAAGUUAAGGUAAGCCAGAGUAAGGGUACGAUACGGUAAAAUACGGUUGGAUAUAUUUUCAGCAUACGGUAGGACGAGGUCUAAUAAGAUGGGCAGGAUUGAAUAGGGUAAGGUAGGGUAGGGUAGGGUAGGGUAAAAUAAGAUCUACAGCUAUUGUAAGAUAUUGUCUAUCUAAAAUGUAAUUUUUUAAAAUUUCAGCAAUAUUUCAUUCACGACUACGACCCAACCAUCGCCGACUCCUACGCCAAACAGUGUUAUGUAGACGAGAAUAUGUGGAAGCUGGAGGUGUUAGACACGGCAGGUCAAGAUGAGUUCGCAGCGAUGAGAGAACAUAAUGUGAGAAGUGGCGAUGGCUUUCUACUCGUGUUUUCGUUAACAAACAGAGAGAGUUUCGAGUAUCUAAAGAGGUUAUACCACUAUAUUGACCGAGUGAAGGAUCGCGACUUCUUCCCCAUGAUUGUUGUUGGCAACAAAUGCGAUUUGAAUGCUCAGCGGCAGGUGAGUUGGCUAAAUUCUUGUAGGUUUUAUAGUUGCUCCUGCUGCAACAAAAACCUACUUCAUUCCUUAAAGAUCGUUUGUUACUAUUAGGUACCGACAUAAAAAAACCCGCCAUUUUGUACAGAAUAUUACAUGAAAAGUAUGGCGGGUUCUUUAUGUCGGACCUAAUAUUAUACCUAGUUUACAGUAGUCAAACCAACGUUUAAAAAACCAAAUUUCAAUAUCUUCAGGUAUCGAGAGAAGAAGCCGAAUGCUGGGCCCAGUCCGUCCAGCUGCCCUACGCCGAAUGUUCAGCCAAAUUCCGACAAAACGUUGAUCAGAUAUUUUAUGAUCUGGUCAGGUUAAUACGGUAUGUUGUAGAGCUUUUUUUGUAAAAUACGGUAGUGGCUUGCUUACAGUUUAAAUUUUUCGUUAAAAAUUUUAAUAAAAGGGACUACUUGUAUCGUGCUGCUUCUGUGUCAUAAAUAACCAAUAAUUUAACAGUUUUAAUGCUUACGCUUCUAAAAUAGUUCAUAAGUAAACACCUUUUAAACCAGACUCUUUUUACAUGGUUCGCAAGACAAAUGCUUCGUUGCGGGACCUGCGCUGGGCCUCUGAAGCCUUGGUUUGGGCCCAGGCUCUCGGGAUCACAUGCUUUGGCCCGGCUUUUUCUUAUUUGUUUUCCUGUUUUUGGUCCGGCCUGCCAUUCAAGUCUUAUAAAUACAAGUUGUCCUAGUCAUGAUUUUAAUACAGUUAUAUAAGGAGCCAGGCCGAAGCUACUAGGUGCCGACAUAAAGAACCCGCCAUUUUUUACAUAAAAUUACAAGCAAAGCAUGGCGGGUUCUUUAUAUCGGCAUCUAAUAAUUUGAAAAAGGUAGACCCGAUCGAAAUUUUGCUCAAGGCCAGCCCGGCCCGUUUCUAAUGUGUUAGAAAAGGAAGUGCCGAAAAAUUGUGUCCGGGCUCUUUAUAGGUCUACUCAGAAUUCAAUAGGACAACGUUUUUCAAAAUAAAACAUUACAACACUACGUAUUUUACAAAAGCCCCAAAACUUUAUAUUUUGAACUUUCUGACUGAUUACUUUAUUUUCAGACAGUUCCAAAUAGCCGAACGUCAGAUGGGGCUCGAGUAUAUUUCGGAUUCGGCCAAUACGUCUGGCUCUAGUGGAAGUCACAAGAAAAAGAAGGGAUGUGUAGUAAUGUAA